AUGGCCGAAGCACGCAAGCUGCGCAUCGUCACGGCCGCGACCUUCGUGCCUGCCCUCCCCCUCUGCAUCGCAUCUGGCGUGCUCUCCAGCGAGCCGCUUCCCGCCGUCGGCUUGGUGCCACUAGCAUUCUCUGCAGCGGCAGGCGUUUUUCUCACCCUGCAAAAGCAGACACGACGAUCGCGCCACCGUCGACAUGGCUCCGACCGCGACGUCGAACGCGCCGCUUCUGUCUAUUCGUCAUCUUCGUCAGAAGCGGGUCACGAAUCGCUAGUUCCAGACCGCCAAGAAUUGGCGCGAGGGGCACAGGCACCCCCAGAGCCCGAGUACACGCUCCUCACGCACCCCAUCGUCGUCUUCCUCGCCGAUGCGGUUCUUGCCGCCGCCAUCAUGGCCGUCCUGGUCUGCACAUGGAUCAGCGUCCCGGAUUACAGCAGACAGCGGCCCCAGCUGGCCAUCCUCGGGACAUAUGCCACUUUUCCGCUGCUAACCAACUUCAUUAUCCAUUUGUAUCUGGCCCUGAGCGAGCUGGCCGCAGGACUAGCUCUGAAAGCUCUAGUGCAGCGUGCGGCAUGGCAGGCGGUGCCGCCGAAUUGUCCGCAUUGCGGCGAGCGUGUGCGGCCAGACCGGUUGCCAACAAUCCCUUGGGCUGAGUCUGUGUCGGCUCCGACGCUGCCACCCUUCCCGAACAUUAGCGUUCCGCGCCUGUCAAUCACCUCCGUCAAAUUGCCCGCCGGUCCUAGCUUCAACUUCAAGGGUCCGUCGGAGUGGACCAUGCCCGCGUGGUUGACCGGCCAGAAACAGGAUCAAGGCUACGCGCCCCUGCUGGUAAGCCAGGAUGCCGCCGAUCCCGAUGACGAUGUCGACCACGGUGCCUACAGAGCCAGUGCUACCAGCACCGCCGGCCCGUCGUACGGGGCGAUAGAUGCCGGGCCAGCAGAGUCCGCCUCUCCAGUUGUUGAGGCAGUCGUUGUUGGCAAAAACAAGAAGGGCAAGUCAACCUCGAGCCUUGCUCUCAUCGGAGACGAGUAG
Messenger RNA from Lasiosphaeria miniovina, 1029 nucleotides. RefSeq lists its product as uncharacterized. The transcript has 2 exons. Bases 1 to 1029 code for a protein of 342 amino acids. The record is from RefSeq and is a predicted model, not a curated record. Lineage: Eukaryota; Fungi; Ascomycota; Sordariomycetes; Sordariales; Lasiosphaeriaceae.